Aspergillus puulaauensis is the source of this 1260-nucleotide messenger RNA. RefSeq lists its product as uncharacterized. Bases 1 to 1260 code for a protein of 419 amino acids. The record is from RefSeq and is a predicted model, not a curated record. Lineage: Eukaryota; Fungi; Ascomycota; Eurotiomycetes; Eurotiales; Aspergillaceae. The transcript has a single exon.
AUGAAGGGAAUUGCAUUGCGAAGCCAGAGGGCAUCGAAGCCUGAAGCGCUUAUUUGCCAAUUAUGCCAGUUGUCUGCGUCGCCAGCCGCCCGUUAUCGCCCUCAGCCCGCCCGCUUGUAUGCGUCGGCAAUCAAGGCAACCCGCAGGCCUCAAAUCGGACAAUGUCUCACAAAGAAGGCCCUGGAAGCCCCUUCAAGACAGCUACUGCCGCUACGAAGGCAUGCAUCGACUGAGGCUGAGUCGACACAUUUGCCCGACCUCAAUACAACUCUCCGUGAGGUCCAGGCCGGCUCCGCAGAGCUUCGAAAUUCGCAAACCGUUCCCUCAAACAGUGCAGUUGUAGAACUCCUACAGAAGUGCCUCGAUAUCGCAGAAACAAUUGUGCAGCCGAACCGAUCCUCUACGAAUACGGACAACGAAAUUUCAUCUCUGCUCCACCUAGAAGAAAAGAAUGGCAAAAAGGCAUCACAACCAACGCGCAGCGCGCAAAUAUCCCACCCUGCAGCUGACACAAUCUGCCGCAUUGUCCACGACCUCCUAACGGACGAAAAAGUCUUCAUAUCCCCAGAAGCAUUAAACUCCUAUGUCAAAAUCCACACGCUGCUUAAGCGACCGCAGCAGGUUCCGGAGAUCUUCCACCUCUACGCCAACAAACCAAUCCCCGAGGAGAACAGCUCACCUAUUAAAUACCUCCGUCCCAACCCGAAAAACAUCAACAGUGCUAUCCCAGUCGACCUCGCCAACAUGGCCAUCGAUGUCGCAAUUGAGCAGCGAGACCUCGGUCUCGUCCUCGCAAUAAUUGAUAACUCUUUCUGCACCCCCGCGUUCCACCGAGCCAAGUUUUUCAAACGGGCUGCCGCUCCCCUUGGUGUUCUCGCAACAACUCCUCUCGGAUGCUACGUCGCGGCAUCCUGGGCCGCCAGUUUCCAGAAUACAAUGGAGCCGACCACGGCUACGGCCAUUGCAUUUGCUGCCACUCUUGCUUAUGUCGGCGGGACUUCAUCCGUUGGAGUCUUGGCUAUUAUUACAGCGAACGACCACAUGGAGCGUGUUGUUUGGAUGCCGGGUAUUCCAUUGCGACAGCGCUGGCUGCGGGAAGAAGAGCGAGCGGCUUUGGAUAAGGUUUCGAUUGCCUGGGGUUUCAAGGAUGUUUAUAUGCGGGGAGAGGAAGAAGGCGAGGAAUGGGAUACUCUACGGGAGUUUAUCGGAAUGAGGGGGAUGAUCCUCGAUAAGACGGACUUGAUGGAGGGCAUGCAAUAA